CUCCUUCGACCGUUUUGCAAUAUCGGUUGCAAAAAUUUGGUACCAGGUUCGUACAGAACAGUACGAGCAUGGUUCGUACCGCCCGGUACGUACCGUUAGGUCCUUUUUCCUUUUUCCAUGAUGAAAACAAUGCACAACAAACUCCACAGCAACAUCGCACCGUGACGGUAUUUGCUUUGGUCGUUCAACUCUCCCAGAGAACACAAAAGGGAUAUUCUCGUAUCACUGAUAGGUGGCUCCCCUCCAAUCUAUCUGUUAAAAUCGGAGCACAGACUAGACCACGAUGUUCCUAAAUCUUUUCAUCGUCAACAAGUCCGGGGGUCUGAUCCACCAUCGAGCACUCAGCCAGAAGGCACCGCACAUCGGAACGAACGAAUGGCUCCGGAUCGGAUCUACCUUCCACUCGCUCCACGCAAUUGCGACCGAGGCCUCGCCCAUCAAGCUCCCGGGGAACAAAAAGGCGGGCGCCGACGACGGCAUCGAGGAAAUCCAGGCCGAGGGCAUGACGCUCGUGUGCCUGCAGACGCGAACGGGGAUCAAGUUUGUGAUUACCGCCGAGCCAAACACGGCGGUCGCCGUGGAUCUGGGACAGGUGCUGAGAGAAAUCUAUGUCUUGUACACGGAUUGUGCCCUCAAGGAUCCCUUCUACGAAUUGGAGAUGCCCAUUCGGUGUGAGCUCUUUACGCAAGGCGUCGAGAACCUGAUUCAAAGAGUCGAAAGCAUGAUCAACUACUCGACGAGUACGAGUAGUACUAGCAAUACUCGGGUGGUGACACUGAGAUAAUAUGAUAACUGAGACACACACAGUAAAACUGUGUAGCAAAAACUGUACAAUAAGUGAAAAUUCAUUAC
Molecule: messenger RNA, 852 nt
Organism: Pseudo-nitzschia multistriata
Lineage: Eukaryota; Bacillariophyta; Bacillariophyceae; Bacillariales; Bacillariaceae
Source: the annotation of a GenBank genome assembly